CUCCCGAUCCCGUCCGUCGCCGUCCGUCAUCUGGAGUGCGUCGCAUUCUAGGAUCGCGAUUUGGAGAGAGACUCGAGGAUACGCAAUGCAAAAGGAUCUGUACAGCGAGUCCUUCCCGAGGGAAGGAGCCGCGAAGGUUACUGUAGCGUCAUUCUAUGACACUGCGAGUUCGGAUCCAUCGAUCGUCCUGGAGAGAAUUCGAAUCUAUGACGCAAGUCGGGAAGCUGGGAGAAAUCUUUAGAUUGUACAGAGUGUCCCGGAAUCACAUCAGCAGAUUCUUCUGACGUUCAUCAGGACGGCCUUUCGAUUUGUUUCUUUUCUUCGCUUUUCCCUUCACUCAAACCACAAAUUACAACGGGGAGAUUAUCGAGGAAUUCGCUAUCCUCUUUCUCGUUCGAGACGUCACGCAUCGUAUUGUACGCACGAGAUGGAGCGAAUAGAUCAUUGAUCCGCCAUGAGCGUCUGGGAAUCUUAGAAACUGAGGGAUGAGGCAUUUGGACGACGGAAAUGGAUUCCGGGCACGCGACCGCGAGUACGAGGACCGAGACUACCUGGGAGCGCUUGAGGAGCACGUCCCCCGAGACUCCCCCGAUCAAAAUCACUCGCCUAACCUCUCCCCUGUCCUCCUUGCCCUCCUCCACAUCCUUCCCCUCCGCAAACGUCGAGAAGGUCUCCAAUCGAAGCCACAAGAUCCGCAAUCACACGAUGGACGGCAUGGACAACAAGCCGGUGUUGAACGAUGAUCCCUCGGUCACCCUGACCAUCCGCCUGAUUAUGCAGGGCAAAGAAGUUGGGAGCAUUAUCGGGAAAAAAGGAGAGAUCGUCAAGAGGUUCCGUGAAGAGUCCGGCGCGAAAAUCAAUAUCUCCGAUGGUUCCUGCCCGGAACGGAUAGUGACUGUCACCGGGCCGACGAACUCGAUCUUCAAGGCGUUCACGCUGAUAUGCAAGAAGUUCGAGGAGUGGUGCUCGCAGUUCCACGACAUUCAGGGUGGCGGUGCCGGAGGUGGCGGUGGUGUAUCGAGGCCGCCGAUCACACUCAGAUUGAUCGUCCCCGCUUCGCAAUGCGGCUCCCUGAUCGGCAAGGGCGGCUCUAAGAUCAAAGAAAUUCGGGAGGUUACUGGCGCCUCCAUCCAAGUCGCUUCCGAGAUGCUGCCUAAUUCGACGGAACGUGCAGUAACCAUAUCCGGUACCAGCGAGGCGAUCACGCAAUGCAUAUAUCAUAUCUGCUGCGUUAUGCUAGAGUCCCCUCCCAAAGGUGCCACGAUCCCUUAUCGCCCCAAACCCCAAGUCGGUGGGCCAGUGAUCCUGGCUGGUGGGCAAGCCUACACCAUCCAGGGUAAUUACGCGGUGCCCGCCCACUCGGACGUAAGUACAGUAUUACCAUUGCCCGCGCCCGCUGCCGGGCCCCCCCCGCCCUCGCUGAACCCCCAAACUUUGACGACCUCGCCCUUCGCGGCCCACCCCUCGUCCUCGGCCUUCGCCGCUUCUCACGGGCACCCGCUCCUAUCCACGGCCCAUCUUACGACCCCACAUCAUCCUCUCCACCCGAGCCCCUUACACGCCAGCGUGGCAGGCCUCGCCGACCCCCUGCUGAAGAGUGGACACUUGCAGGCAGCCCUCCCGCCCGCACACCUCGUGGCAGACGCCAUGGGCAAGUUGGGCAGCAAUCCUUUGGCUGGACUAGCAGCCUUAGGCCUUGGAGGUCUUGCCACACCGGCGAACACGGGUGGUCUUAAUCCAGCAGCGUUAGCCGCAUUGGCUGGAAGCCAGCUGCGUACGAGCAACACGAACAGGCAGCAACCGGCGGCGAACAAUCAGACGCAUGAGAUGACCGUGCCAAAUGAGCUGAUCGGUUGCAUCAUUGGGAAGGGCGGUACCAAGAUCGCCGAGAUCCGUCAGAUCUCCGGCGCCAUGAUCCGAAUCAGCAACUGCGAGGAGAGGGAGGGCGGAGCAACGGAUCGCACGAUCACCAUAACCGGGAACCCGGACGCCGUGGCGUUGGCACAGUAUCUCAUCAAUAUGAGUGUUGAACUGCAGAAAGCUAACCUAGAGGCCCAAAAUACCCAAACCCCUGGCAGCGGUACCACUCCCGGAGCAUCCGGGGCCAGUGCUUCCCCCUCUACCACCACUACCACUGCCUCUCCUUUGGCCAGCGCCAUCCCCUUGGCUCAGCUGCUAAGCAAGCCAGGCGCCCUCAACGCCCUAUCUAGCCUCACCGCCCUCGGCGGACUCACGGAAUUACUAGGUGGUGCUGCUGGCGCAGCUGCAUCCGCGCUACCGGUCCAGACUACCGGCGUGCACCGAUCGCACAAGACCUUUACGCCGAGGCUCCGUAGCCCGGGCGCACCAGGCCCGACCGACAGCGGCAAGUUCAAGUCCGAGCGUACCAAGUAUAAUCCGUACUGAAUGAACGGACGAGCGGCGGAAUGAUAAAAGAUGAUGUUACAGGGGGAACACUAUACACAUACACACAAAUCUACUACUACACACUCUUAUAGCGUACACUUGUGUAAUACACCGAAGUAAAGUGCGUACGGACGCCAGGGUAGCGAGUACGAAGACUUGGCGAAGGAUCGACUCGUUGUUUUUUGUUACUAAAAUGAUUGUUAAGAUGGGAGCGUGAGCACGAGUUAAAUGAGUUAAACGAGUUAAAAUAAGUUUUGUUUAAAUAAGUGGAUUGUGUGGUACACGGAAAUGAUUAACAUCGCGUGGAUGAAGAAGAUGAUUCUCUCGAUCAUACGAAAGAUCAUCUUUAACUGAUUUUGGUAAGUUUUUUUUCUUCAAAAAAAUGAAACGUUUUUGAAUCGUUUUUUCAGAGAUAACAAAAAUGCUCCGCUUGCCCAUAUUAUAUUCGCUCACUUCCUCCUAAGAAUCACUGUGCUGAAACAUUUUGUAGGAUUUUUAUUUCUUUUUGAUGUAUUAUUGUUAGCCGAGGAAAAAGAAAAGGACAGAAUUCGAGUCGGUGUUUGGAAUCUUUUGCGUUAUUAAAUCGUAUGAUCCGAUGCUAAGUCUUAGAAACAACACAUAUACUAUCGUGACACGCCCUCCGAGAUCGGGAUGUUCGACGCUAUCGUGUAAAGACUGAUUGUGUGAUGUAAUGAAGCGGCGGAAAUCAUUAAUGAUAAAUUCUCUUGAGAUCCCUUGCAAUUAUUAAAGCUUUUUAGUCAUACGUUUUAUUUUCUACGAGCGGUUUCUGAUAGGCUCGGAGGACGCGAUCGCUCAUGCACCCGUCGCAAGACAGUCUUUUUUUAUAUAUAAAUAUAUACUUAUAUUAUUAUUGUAAUUAUUAUUACAAUAUUAUGAAUUAUAAUUAAUUACUGUUUGGAGCAAAAAUUCUUAUUAGUAUAGCUAUUCUGAUGUGAUUUUUUUCUCGUAGUAGUUAGAAAUUCUAUCGAUAGAGAAGGAAAAUUUUUCGCGCGCGCGUGAAUGAAUAUGUGUGAUGAAGAGAAAAGGAAGGAAAGUGCGUGAGAGAAAUCGUCUUUUGAAUCAUGUGUUUAUCAGUCUUUGUAAUAAAUCGUGUUGAGAAUGCACUAUGUCAUAAUCAUGUAACGUGCUUUAGAUAACUUUUGCGGUCUUCUUUCUUACGAAGAAAAAAAAACGAUCUACAGAACGAUCGAAAAGUUCGCAAAGAAUGCGAACACGGUGAAUUUGGAAGCAUUAUAAUCGACCAUCGCAAUAUGAAAUAAUCAAUCAAGCUAUACACAUAGUGUAUUUGUUGUAACGGUAAUAAACUUAAUCCUUAUAUGCACGCGAGACGACCAAGGUCUGCAUGGAAUCGCGUGUAAAUUAUGUUUUUGUGAAAUUAAACUAAUAAAACACGUAUUAUAUACACAAAAAGACACGGUCAGAUUUCUAAUUCCACGAUAAUUCGAGCGUCUUCUUGAUUUACUGUUCUAUAAAAUGAUCGGAAAAGUAUGGAGUCGUCUAGCCGCGGAAGAAAACGUUCGAUCGAUUCCGGUCGAAAUCUAACAUAAUCACGGAAAAAAAGGGAAAAAACUGUUUUGACAGAUAUUCGAGGUAUAUCACCUGGAUAAAAACUGAUUAAUAAUGGAAUCACCAUAUAAGUGUUUGUGUGCUCAAUUUUCUAGUUCAUAGCGAGUACUUGCAAGUAUAGCGACCGAUCGGGUGUAGGACAUAACGAUCGGAUUGUCACAAGUACUGGUAGCUAUCGCGAGCGUGGCCAUGGUUUAUCGGAACGCGCGGUGAUAGCAUGAAGAAUCAGAAUUUCCGUUUGCCAAGAAAAGUGUAUGCCGAUCGGAUCAACCGUCGCCAUGAUCGCGAGAUAUCUUCAUUGCGUUUUCUUUCAUUUUAGAUUGUACGGUCUCGUUCCAUUUUUUUUCUCGAGACAAUAAAACUCACGCCCAGGACUCUAAGCGACUGUUCACGAUGGAAAAAAAAAACAGCAUAAGUGGGAAAAAUCGCGAGGGUAAUGCGUUAGAAAGUACGCAGUCCCAUCAUGCAUGUAGGUAUAUCAAGUGAAGCGAUGCGCAUAACCUAUAAUAAGUAAAGAAAUUAUUUUACAGAUGCAAUUAAAAAAAAGAAAAAAAAAUACUUGCAUUGUAUUUAACGAGAAUAUAGAAUUCCUUUGGACAGAUAUUUAAUAAGAGAAGCCAUUGCUGUGUGUCUGGUAUUCCUACAUCAUGCAUAGAAUCCUGUAGGCAGAUAAUCUUCAGCUGUACAUUAGUCUAUAACGAUAUCGCAGAGCUUACAUGCUUAACAGACUUUAGCCACCCUGUAUCAUCUUGUUAAAUAAAGCUAGGCGUGUUUAAUACAGUAAGAGGAAAAUACAAUACCAAAUAAAAACA
Wasmannia auropunctata (little fire ant) is the source of this 4805-nucleotide messenger RNA. It is a transcript of the gene mub, whose product is annotated as poly(rC)-binding protein 3. Gene Ontology annotation, biological process: regulation of gene expression; regulation of RNA metabolic process. Gene Ontology annotation, molecular function: mRNA binding. Bases 508 to 2406 code for a protein of 632 amino acids. Gene Ontology annotation, cellular component: cytoplasm; nucleus. The record is from RefSeq and is a predicted model, not a curated record. Lineage: Eukaryota; Metazoa; Arthropoda; Insecta; Hymenoptera; Formicidae. The transcript is spliced from 10 exons.